AUGGGUUGGCUCUGGAAUUCAUUGGCUCCUAAAAAGGACUCACCCGAGUCCCAACCAACUCAACCCUCAGCACAACCAACUCAACCACCAACGCAACAACAAUCAGAGUCACAAAAGCUCAGCCGAGAAGAGCAAGCAGACGCCGAAGUCGCCAAAUUAUGGGCAAGUCUACAAAGCGACAUCAAACAGGCCGAACAGACACAACAGGCCUCAGUCGAAGGCGCAACCACAGACUCAGCUACGGGCACAUCAGCAUUAGACCUUCAAUCUCCACCAACGUCCAUAGCCCCCGAAUCCCUCUACCCGGAUACGAUGUCUUGCCGUGACGCCUUUGACUACGCCUUCUUUUGUCAGUCGCUAGGCGGACAAUUUGUCAAUGUUUAUAGAUAUGGCGAACUACGAUCGUGCAGCGAGCACUGGGAGAAUUUCUGGCUGUGUAUGAAGACGCGGACGUUCCGGGAGACUGAGAAGAAGAAGAUCAUCCGGGAUCAUUAUCGGAAGAAAGCCAUUAAAUAUAAGACAGGCCCGAGUAGUGAGGAUGUUUGGGAUGUGAGGACGGAGCCGGUCAAGGGGUGUUUCCAGGGGGAUUUUGCGGCACUGGAGAGGGAGAUACAAGCUGAAGAGGAGGCUCAGGCGCGCGCAAGGCAUGCGGCUAAUACUGUCUGA
This is a messenger RNA of Aspergillus nidulans FGSC A4, 666 nucleotides long. Its product is annotated as EMI1 family protein. The coding region runs from base 1 to 666 and encodes 221 amino acids. The record is from RefSeq and is a predicted model, not a curated record. The transcript has a single exon. Lineage: Eukaryota; Fungi; Ascomycota; Eurotiomycetes; Eurotiales; Aspergillaceae.